UGUUUAGGGAAGGACUUUUCCAGUCGGACAUAUUAUACGCGGGCGCAUGACGUGUUUUCCCUUUCACAGUCAAGCAGACUUCUUCAGCCAUGAGUUUAUUUUUGCCCAAAUUAACCUGCAAAAAAGACAUAGAUGAGGCUAUCAAAGGGGUGGCAGAGAAAGUCGUAGUCCUGAGGUUUGGCAGAGACGAUGACUCCGUUUGUCUGCAGCUCGAUGAGAUACUGUCAAAAACCGCUCAUGACUUGAGUAACAUGGCGUCAAUCUACAUCGUCGAUGUGGACAAUUCUCCCAUUUACACAAGAUACUUUGACAUCAGCUACAUCCCCUCCACUGUCUUCUUCUUCAACGGGCAACACAUGAAAGUGGAUUAUGGCUCUCCAGAUCACACCAAGUUUGUUGGCAGCUUCAAGACCAAGCAAGAUUUCAUGGAUCUGAUCGAGGUCAUAUACAGAGGAGCCAUGCGGGGGAAAAUGAUCGUGCAGAGUCCAAUAGAUCCCCAGAAUAUUCCCAAAUAUGACCUCCUUUAUCAUGGGAUCUAGAAUGAACACUUUCUCAGUGUGAUU
Salarias fasciatus (jewelled blenny) is the source of this 563-nucleotide messenger RNA. It is a transcript of the gene txnl4b, whose product is annotated as thioredoxin-like 4B. The transcript is spliced from 3 exons. Gene Ontology annotation, biological process: mRNA splicing, via spliceosome. Lineage: Eukaryota; Metazoa; Chordata; Actinopteri; Blenniiformes; Blenniidae. The coding region runs from base 90 to 539 and encodes 149 amino acids. The record is from RefSeq and is a predicted model, not a curated record. Gene Ontology annotation, cellular component: U5 snRNP; U4/U6 x U5 tri-snRNP complex; spliceosomal complex.